Messenger RNA from Pipistrellus nathusii (Nathusius's pipistrelle), 1653 nucleotides. NCBI's taxonomy places the organism in Eukaryota, Metazoa, Chordata, Mammalia, Chiroptera, Vespertilionidae. The record is from the annotation of a GenBank genome assembly.
AUGGAAGAAGAACUUCCCCCUUUUUAUGGAGAAAGUGCCAAGCCGGUGCAGGCUACUCCGUCAUCUCUGAAGAUGUUAGAUGUGGGCAAGUGGCCCAUCUUCUCCCUUUGUUCUGAGGAGGAGCUGCAGCUGAUUCGCCAGGCCUGUGUGUUUGGAAGUGCCGGCAAUGAAGUUUUAUAUACGACAGUGAACAAUGAGGUGUUUGUGCUUGGCACAAACUGCUGUGGCUGUUUGGGGUUAGGCGACGUCCAGAGCACCAUCGAACCCCGGAGACUGGAUUCUCUAAGUGGCAAAAAAGUAGCCUGCCUCAGCUACGGGAGCGGGCCACAUAUUGUUCUUGCCACAUCAGAAGGAGAAGUUUUUACGUGGGGUCAUAAUGCUUAUAGCCAGCUGGGCAAUGGGACAACUAAUCAUGGCUUGGUGCCCUGUCAUAUCUCCACUAAUUUGUCCAACAAACAAGUGAUUGAAGUUGCCUGUGGGUCUUACCAUUCUUUGGUGCUAACAUCUGAUGGAGAAGUAUUUGCCUGGGGUUAUAAUAACUCUGGGCAGGUCGGUUCUGGAUCAACAGCUAAUCAGCCGAUCCCUCGAAGAGUCACGAGCUGCUUACAGAAUAAAGUAGUUGUGAACAUAGCAUGUGGGCAGAUGUGCUCCAUGGCCGUGGUGGACAAUGGGGAGGUUUAUGUCUGGGGUUACAAUGGAAAUGGGCAGCUCGGACUUGGCAGUGGUGGCAACCAGUCAACCCCCUGCAGACUAGCUCUGCAAGGUGUUCGCGUCCAGCGGGUUGCCUGCGGCUACGCACACACAUUAAUAUUGACAGAUGAAGGCCAAGUAUAUGCUUGGGGUGCAAAUUCUUACGGCCAGUUGGGCACUGGCAAUAAGAGUAACCAGUCCUAUCCUACUCCGGUGGUUGUGGAAAAGGACAGAAUUAUAGAAAUCGCAGCCUGCCACUCCGCCCACACAUCUGCCGCCAAGACCCAGGGCGGGCACGUGUACAUGUGGGGCCAGUGCCGGGGCCAGUCGGUGGUGCUGCCUCACCUCACCCACCUCUCCUGCACCGACGACGUGUUUGCCUGCUUUGCCUCUCCCGCCGUCUCCUGGCGCCUCCUGUCUGUGGAGCCUGACGACCACCUCACAGUAGCCGAGUCUCUGAAGAGGGAAUUUGACAACCCCAGCACCGCGGACCUGAGAUUCCUGGUGGAUGGAAAGUACAUUUAUGCACAUAAAGUCCUUCUCAAAAUCAGGUGUGAGCAUUUUCGUUCUUCGUUGGACAACAAUGAGGACGAUAUUGUAGAAAUGAGUGAAUUUUCGUAUCCCGUUUACCGAGCCUUCCUGGAAUACCUGUACACAGACAGCAUCAGCCUUCCCCCUGAGGAGGCAGUAGGAUUGCUAGAUUUGGCUACAUUUUAUAGAGAAAAUCGUUUGAAAAAGCUCUGCCAGCAAACUAUCAAGCAAGGCAUCUGUGAGGAGAAUGCCAUUGCUCUGCUCUCUGCUGCUGUGAAGUAUGACGCUCAGGAUUUGGAAGAAUUCUGCUUCAGGUUUUGUGUGAACCAUUUGACUGUAGUAACACAAACUUCAGGCUUUGCGGAAAUGGACCAUGACCUCCUGAAGAACUUUAUCAGCAAAGCAAGCAGAGUUGGAGCCUUUAAAAAUUGA